Messenger RNA from Microthlaspi erraticum, 1335 nucleotides. Lineage: Eukaryota; Viridiplantae; Streptophyta; Magnoliopsida; Brassicales; Brassicaceae. The record is from the annotation of a GenBank genome assembly.
AUGGCUCCAACCAUCUAUCUGCUCUUCAGUUUGACUUUCCAGCUACUCCUUCUACUCACCGUCUCAUCGGAAUCCGCAUCGAACACCGGCGGCGACGCCUCUCGAAUCCCGUCGAAGUUCCUCGAACUCGCCAAGAGCCCGAAGGUUUUCGAUUGGAUGGUGAGAAUCAGAAGGAAAAUCCACGAGAAUCCGGAGCUGGGCUACGAGGAAUUCGAGACCAGUAAACUCAUCAGGUCGGAGCUGGACCUCAUCGGAGUCAAGUACAGGUAUCCCGUCGCUAUCACCGGCGUCAUCGGAUACAUCGGCACCGGAGAACCGCCGUUCGUCGCUCUGAGAGCCGAUAUGGAUGCUUUGCCUAUGCAGGAAGGUGUUGAGUGGGAGCACAAGAGCAAAAAUCCUGGUAAAAUGCACGCUUGUGGACACGAUGGUCAUGUCACUAUGCUUCUUGGUGCUGCAAAGUUGCUUCACAAACAUCGCCAAGAUUUGCAGGGGACUGUGGUGCUUAUUUUCCAGCCAGCGGAAGAAGGUUUGGCCGGAGCGAAGAAGAUGAUAGAAGAAGGAGCGUUGAAGCACGUCGACGCCAUUUUCGGGAUUCAUCUCUCCAACCGGAUUCCUUUAGGUAAAGCCGCUUCGCUUGCAGGUUCGAUUCUCGCCGGAGCUGGAGCGUUUGAGGCUGUGAUCACCGGAAAAGGAGGUCACGCCGCGAUUCCACAGCAUACUAUAGACCCUGUUGUUGCUGCUUCAAGUGUCAUCCUCAGUCUUCAACACCUUGUUUCACGUGAAACCGACCCUUUGCAUUCCAAGGUGGUUACUGUUGCUAAGGUUCACGGAGGCAAUGCUUUCAAUGUUAUCCCUGAUUCAGUCACCAUAGGAGGGACUCUCCGAGCCUUCACCGGCUUUACUCAGCUUGAACAAAGAGUCAAAGAGGUUAUUAUCAAGCAAGCAUUGGUUCACCAGUGCAAUGCAUCCGUGGAUCUAACACCAAACGGUAAAAUACCGCUCCUACCAACCGUGAACGACGAGGGCUUAUACAAGCAGUUCAAGAGCAUGGUCGGAGAUCUGUUGGGUGAAGAAUCUUUUGUGGAAGCGACGCCUGUUAUGGGAGGAGAAGACUUCUCCUACUUUGCAAAGGCAAUCCCUGGUCAUUUCUCUUUCUUGGGGAUGCAAGAUGAGACCAAAGGCUACGCUUCGUCUCAUUCGCCGUUCUAUAGAAUCAACGAGGAUGUGCUUCCGUACGGUGCUGCAAUUCAUGCGUCGAUGGCCGUACAGUACCUUAAAGACAAGAAGGCCUCUACAAGAUCCGACUCGCCAAAAGGCUUUCAUGACGAACUUUGA